Conger conger (European conger) is the source of this 6620-nucleotide messenger RNA. RefSeq names its product transmembrane protein 255A-like. NCBI's taxonomy places the organism in Eukaryota, Metazoa, Chordata, Actinopteri, Anguilliformes, Congridae. The record is from RefSeq and is a predicted model, not a curated record. The transcript is spliced from 9 exons. Bases 162 to 1100 code for a protein of 312 amino acids.
CGUAGCAGCAACUAGCAUGUCGGCCACACGGUCAGAGCGUGCCACUCCGGGCAAAACAUGGUCGAGCGAUGACGCCAGGCGCUAUGUCACGGAAUAGGAAUUCGGUCGUUUAACCCCAUUCGCCACCCGUUAUCUUUUACUUGUUGAUAAUAAUAUCAACAAUGCGUCCCGGGCUGAAUCAACAAGCCAAUGGACUAAGUCUCCCCGAUACCAUGGAUUCGUUCAAGAGGAGUAAGAGAAACUCCAUCAUUGUGACAGCAUUGCUGUUCAUUGUGUCCAUCCUUAUACUCACCAUUGGGCUGGCUGCAACCACCAGGACUAAGAACAUAACUGUUGGAGGGUACUACCCUGGAGUUAUUCUCGGUUUUGGAUCUUUUCUUGGGAUCAUCGGAGCCCACUUGAUUGAAAACAAAAGACAGAUGCUGGUGGCUUCUAUUGUGUUCAUAAGCUUCGGAGUUGUGGCUGCCUUGUGCUGUGCCAUUGUGGAUGGCGUGUUUGCAGCCAGGCACAUAGACCUCAGACCUUUCUAUGCUGGACGGUGCGAGUAUUACUCAAGCUCGACAUCAUUUGACCGAGAUGUCAACUGUCUAACAGCCUCACGUGUCUCCUGCAACCUGCGUGUAAAGAGUAACACCUGCUAUUGCUGUGAGCUCUACAAUUGUGGCAACCGGGUCGAGCUGAUGGGAGGUUACCACGAAUACACGGAUGUGCAAAGCUGCCAGGAUGUCAUACACCUCUAUCACCUGCUGUGGUCGGCUACCAUCCUCAACGUAGUGGCCCUCUUCCUGGGCAUCAUCACUGCAGCCGAGCUGGGAGGCUUCAAGGACAUGAUUCCCACAUCACCCUCUGAGAGCUGCGAACCUGAUCCCCUUCCUGUCCCUGCCCCCUGUGAUGCCCCACCCCUGACUACUUCCUACAACUCCUUCUUCAAUGGUGCCCCCUGCUUGCCACCGUAUACUGCCUAUGACCCUCAGGCCCGCAACACCACGGGCCUAUCUGAUGACUCUGGAGCGAGCUAUAUGUGGCCCAAUCAGGUCCCACCACGCUACUGCCCCCCCUACUACCCCCCUGAUGAAAAGCCUCCUCCAUACUCCCCUUAACUGGCACACCGUUAGGGAGGGGACCCUGAUCCUCCCUUCGGUACUACUUUCUUCAACCGGGGGAAGCCAAGGAUGAGAUGAGAGGAGGGCCAUCUAGUUCUGCCCCAGCCAUGACAGUGGUUGUGAACCCCUCCCUAUCUCUGGCUGCCCAAGAGCCAAGAGCAAGGGAGGCUACGGUUGCUUGGGGACCAUGACAGACCCACUCGUGUUGUACCUACAUGUAGGCAAUGGGGCUGUCCCUCUCGGCGUGGGUUUACCAAAGCAGCACCUGCUCUGUGCUAAUCCGCACUGAGGGGGGAAUGGGGGUCAUAAACAGGAGUUUGGGGGCAGGGCAAGAUAAUAAUCACAGUAAUAGAAGAUGUUUAUGUGUUGCUUUAAAGCAGGGGUGUCUAAUUCAAUAUUAUUUGUGGUUUCCUUUCAAUCAGCAUCUAAUUAAGGCCUUGAGAAUGAGGAUUCUUUAGCCAAUCCAUGACUUAAAAAAUCUCCAGCGAAUCGCUUGUUAUGAAACACAUCGAAAAAUGACAGACAACUGCAGGACUGGAUUCUGACACCUGUGCACUAAGGUGUUAUCAGAUUUUAUUUCAAUAUUCAUUUUCAUGCAAUAUUGAAUAAAACCAGGAACAUUAUAAGCUACACAUUACAUCUGGUAAGCCAUACCGGAAUCUCCCAUCACUCUCUCAGUAGGGACUGUUUACAGAUCUGCCUUAAUGACUGCUCUGCUGGUCUGUACUGGAUCUCAAUGGAUCUUCAGCUGUGGAAUCCUCCAUGGACAAUAUCAGUGAAACUUGCCUGACUGCCACUUUCUCUAUGCCACCAAAUUUCUUGUUUAACCAUAUUUAAUAACCUAUCUGACUAUACCACUACUAAUUAAGUUUGAAUUAUUACCAGUGUUAAUAAAUUAGGGUUAAGACAGACAGUAACAUAUCCGCAUAUCAGUGCAUACUGUGCAGCUCCAUUUGCUUCUAUGGUUAGUUAACUUCUGGUUGGCACCAAUGCCUGGAUACAUCAGUCUUACUUGUCCUUUUGUUAUUAAUGUUGGUCACAAUUAACCUGCCUGUUGGUCUCAAUUCAAGUCCACUACUUCCUGUUACUACCACCUCUUAAAGUGUCUCCUCUCUGUUGGUUUCACUGCCUUUUCGUAUUCAGUACAGUGUUGAAGAAAUCAGUUUGAGCAUACUUUCCAAAUACUGGAACUGUAAAAUCUGGAACAAUAUUUGCAAAUGCUUAUGUAAAUAUCAUUCCAUUCAUUGUAAAUUCAUUGGCCAGUGUCUCCAAAUGCAUAGUAUAGGCUAUGUAUACAGAUUUAACGUCAUUCAGAUAUGUCAGGAAUGCUACAAACUACUUGUGUCAGAAAAAUAUAUAAUUGGUAUCAAAGCUAUUCAUUCGAAGUACAAUAUGCAUUGCUCUUUAGUGCAAGUGCAAGUUUCAGAAAGUAUGACGAGCAAAAUGUUAAGCCUGGUGGCCACUGUGGAAACAGGAAUGGAACAAUGCUAUUGAAUUAUAUUAAAUUAAUUUGUAAUCUAAAAGACAGUACAUUUCAUUUACUUUGAAGGAAACAAGUUGUCUUAUAUAUGAUUACUCCAGUGCAGUAUCAUGGUUAUUGAUACACUAUUAAACAAUGCCUUGUACAAUCCAUCCAUCCAUCAUAACCCGCUUAUCCGGAGUCGGGUCGCGGGGGCAGUAGGCAAAGCCGGGUAUUCCAGGCGUCCCUCUCCCCAGCAACGCAUUCUAGCUCCUCCUGGGGGAUCCCGAGGCGUUCCCUGGCCAGGAGAGAUAUAUAAUCUCUCCAGCGGGCUCUGGGUCUCCCUCGGGGUCUCCGCCCAGUUGGACGAGCCCGGAAAACCUCCAAAGGGAGGCGCCCGGGAGGCAUCCUGAUCAGAUGCCCGAACCACCUCAAUUGGCUCCUUUCGACGCGAAGGAGCAGCGGCUCUACUCCGAGCUCCCUCCGGAUGUCCGAGCUCCUCACCCUAUCUCUAAGGCUGAGCCCGGCCACCCUAAGGAGGAAGCUCAUUUUGGCCGCUUGUAUACGCGAUCUCGUUCUUUCGGUCACUACCCAAAGCUUGUGACCAUAGGUGAGGGUUGGGACGUAGAUCGACCAGUAAAUCGAGAGCUUCGCCUUCCGGCUCAGCUCCUUCUUCACCACAACGGUCCGGUGCAACGCCCGCAUUACUGCUGACUCUGCACCGAUCCGACUGUCGAUCUCACGCUCCCUUCUACCCUCACUCGUGAACAAGACCCCGAGAUACUUGAACUCCUUCACUUGGGGCAAAGACUCGUUCCCAACCCGGAGGGAGCAAUCCACCGUUUUCCGGCAGAGAACCAUGGCCUCGGACUUGGAGGUGCUGACUCUCAUCCCGGCCGCUUCACACUCGGCUGCAAACCGCUCCAGUGCGUGCUGAAGGUCACGGUCCGAUGAAGCCAGCAGAACCACAUCAUCCGCAAAAAGCAGAGAUGCGAUUCUGAGGUCACCAAACCGGACACUCUCCUCACCUCGGCUGCGCCUUGAGAUCCUGUCCAUGAAUACCACAAGCAGGACCGGUGACAAGGGGCAACCUUGGCGGAGUCCAACACCCACCGGAAACGUGCUUGACUUUGUGCCGAGAAUGCGGACACAGCUCUCACUUUGGUUAUACAGGGACCUGAUGGCUCGUAACAACGGCCCCGGUACCCCAUACUCCCGCAGUACACCCCACAGGGUUCCCCGGGGGACACAGUCGAAAGCCUUCUCCAAGUCCACAAAGCACAUGUGGACUGGAUGGGCAAACUCCCAUGACCCCGCCAGCAACCCUGCCAAGGUAAAGAGCUGGUCCACUGUUCCACGGCCAGGACGGAAGCCACAUUGCUCCUCCUGAAUCCGAGGUUAGACCGUCACGACACUGAAGAGGCGUGUCAGCCAAGACAGCCCAACAAUGUCCAGAGCCUUCAGCAUCUCAGGGCGAAUCUCAUCUACACCCGGCGACUUGCCACUGAGGAGCUUUUUGACUACCUCAGCAACUUCUGCCAGGGAUAUAGGUGCAGAUUCCCCCGAGUCUUCAGGCUCUGCCUCUUCCACAGAGGACGUGUUGUUCGGGUUCAGGAGCUCCUCGAAGUGCUCUUUCCACCGCCCGACAAUAUCCCCAGUCCGGGUCAGCAGUUCUCCUCCCCUGCACCUGUCUGCUGCUUCAGGGGACCCCCAGGCCAGCCAAGCCCGAAAGGCCUCCUUCUUCAGCUUGACGGCCUCCCUCACCGCUGGUGUCCACCAGCGAGUUCUUGGGUUGCCGCCCCGACAGGCACCGAUGACCUUCUGGCCACAGCUCCUGCUUGCCGCCCCUGCAAUGGAGGCUUUGAACAUGGCCCACUCGGACUCCAUGUCCCCAGCUUCCCCCGGGAUGCGUGAGAAGUUCUUCCGGAGGUGGGAGUUGAAGACCUCGCGAACAGGGGCCUCCGCCAGACGUUCCCAGUUCACCCUCACUACACGUUUGGGUUUACCGGGUCUGUCAGGCAGCCUCCCCGGCCACUUGAUCCAACUCACCACGAGGUGGUGAUCAGUUGACAGCUCUGCUCCUCUCUUCACCCGAGUGUCCAAGACAUACGGCCGCAGGUCUGAUGAUACGACCACAAAGUCGAUCAUCGAUCUUUGGCCUAAGGUGCUCUGGUACCAAGUACGCUUAUGAGCUGCCCUAUGCUCGAACAUGGUGUUUGUUAUCGACAAUCCAUGACCAGCACAGACGUCCAAUAACAAAACACCGCUUGGGUUCAGAUCAUGCAGGCCGUUCCUCCCAAUCACCCCCCUCCAGGUUUCUCCGUCAUUGCCCACGUGAGCGUUGAAGUCGCCCAGCAGAACUAUGGAGUCUCCGGGUGGCACCCUUUCCAGGAUGCCACCCAGUGACUCCAAGAAGGCCGGAUACUCUGAACUGCCAUUUGGUGCAUAAGCACAAAUGACAGUCAGAGCCUUCCCCCCAGCGACACGUAGUCGCAGAGAGGCGACCCUCUCGUUCCCCGGGUGGAACUCCAACACAGUGGCGCUCAGCCGGUGGCUUGUGAGUAUCCCCACACCCGCCCGGCGCCUCUCACCUUGAGCAACUCCAGAAAAGAACAGAGUCCAGCCCCUCUCCAGGAGUUUGGUUCCGGAACCAGUACUGUGCGUUGAGGUGAGCCCAACUAUAUCUAGUUGGUACCGCUCCGCCUCCCGCACUAGCUACGGUUCCUUCUCCACCAGAGAGGUGACGUUCCACGUCCCCAGAACCAGUCUGCGACGCCGAGGAUCAGCACGCCCGGAUCCCCGCCUUUGCCUACUGCCCGUUGGGCAAAGCACCCGACUCCGAUGCCGACCCCUGCAGGUGGUGAGCCCACAGGGCGGCGACCCCACGUGACCAGUUCGGGCUGUGCCCGGCCGGGCCCCAUGGGAUAAGGCCCGGUCACCAGACGCUCGCCGACGAGCUCCCCUCCCGGGUCUGGCUCCAGCAGGGGACCCCGGUUUCCCUUUUCCGGGCGAGGUAACUGGGUCUUUGUGUGGCCGUGUCAUGGGAGUCUUUGAAUCGCUCUUAGUCCGGCCCCUCCCCCGGGACCAAUUUGCCUUGGGAGACCCUACUGGGGGCUAACAGUGCCCCCGACAACCUAGCUCCCAGGAUCACCGGGACACACAAACCCCUCCACCACGUUAAGGUGGCGAUUCCUCGGAGGGGGAUCAAUGUACAAUCCAGAAUAUCUAAAUCCUAAAAUAUAUGUAAUGUUGCAGCACAGUGAUUCCUGUAUUUCCGAGUGACUUCAACAUUCAAGAAAAACAGAAAGGUGAAAAUUCAGGAAUGUUGUCAGUGUUCUUCAGUAAUGCAGUUAGUUGUCUUAGGGUAGAUUUAUACAGAAACUUUAUUUGUGACAGAAAUACAAAAUACCAGUUAUAAAAGGUUGCUGUAAUAUCUUUCUCUUUCCAAACAUGUCUUCCUUAAAUACUUAACAGUUAUAAUAAGCUACUUUUAAAACCAUAGCUACAUUGGAAAUCCAAGCCUGUAAUACCAAAUAUUGAAUCCAUUGCCACUAUACUGCUUUUAGAUGCAGAGGUAACUUUUCCCGCAGUCACUCCUAUGAUAAUAAUGUGUACCUGUAUUUCACUGUGCAAAUACACCAGUGUUAACCAGAGUGGGAGAUCUCAAACAGAACUGGAAUAAUUUAUUCUCCAACUAGUGACAAUGCCAAAAUUAAUGAAACAUUUUGUAUCUGAAUCAAGCCUUAGAAGGAAAGCAGACUACAAUGAAGGAGUAAUUUGAAGUGUGGCACUUUGGUUUUAAGAUUAUAUUGUUAACACCCAUGGCUCCAUCGUGGCUGUGUUCAUUAUCUACCUACAUAGUGAUUUUUGUCAUGCAUAGUGCUGCCCUACAAUAAACGGACAUAAUAGUUGUUUCACCCAGGUUGCUAGCUCUUACUGUGCAUUUAUUUUAAAUUCCUGCUGCUUAUUUGCAAAUCAACCCACUAUUACAAUUACAUUUAAUUGCAUGUGUUGCUCACAAACAAAUUUAAAAGUAAAGUUGUUCUGUUUAUUAAUGA